UGUGUCAAAUAUUGCAAUCCGCGCAUCUCGCUUUGAGGAUCCCUGACCGUCGCAUCGCUUUGAUGCAAAUAGCUUUUUGUCUUUCUGUCUUUCUGUGCGCCGUGCGUAUUUGGUGUGGCGAUCAUACGCAGUAACGUGCGUGCCAUUGUUUGUUGAUUUGUUGCGUUUCUUUGUAGGGAACGGUUUUGUGGAGUUCUAAAUAAUGUCCUUGAGGUUUGCUGACUCAGAAGCCAAAAAACGUUAACCUUUCCAAAGUGCGUUACACAACUCAAGAAAGUACGACAUAUUGUCGCAAGUCAUAUUGUCCUGAAGAAUUACCUUGAGGAGCAGGUCAACCAACUUGGGCCAGGAGCUUUUUUGCUUCACUCUUAUACGUUGAGUAUCGUAAGAACGAAAACAAUCAGUUCAAGUGAAUGUUGAAGGAUGGCAAAAUGAAACUCUCUGUUAAACUCGGUUGAUAACCUUAGAAUUUUGUAACUCAGUUGCGGAAUAUUUUACUGUCAUUGUACACGUGCAUCAGAAUUAUGCAUGUUUGCUUUUGCCACAAAUAGCAUUUUGCCCGUCAGGCAACACCCUUUGUGUACUUAACCCACACAACACUGUAACACUAUCGGGCAAACACUGUUAUCCCCACCCGCGAGCAGUGUUACCGCGAUCAAGGCUGCGCGUUUUUAAUAGAGUGAGAGGUUUGCGGCCCUAUGUUCCGCAGACGAAACCCCAUAAGGCCCGUAAGUAAGUAAGAGAGAGGUGAACAUCAUACGAUAUCACCCCACCGCCUCUGGGACGGAUGACAAAAGCUGGUCACAAACCUGCUACAUCCAAGGAAAGUGAGCUAAUCGUCUCGUUCGUAAUAGGUUCCUAUGUCUGCAGCAGAUGUAGAAAGUGAUCGGAUGGAUACCCUGGUGGAUAGUGCUCCUGCCAGUAGCAGCAAUGGCAGCAUCCACUUCAGCUAUCAUCAUCAGCAACAAUCGUCGAAUGUGAAAAUGACACAUGUGAACGGAACCCUUGACCAGCCAUCAUACGGCCACAACAAUAAUCGGCUUGAAAAGCUGCAACCGACCAGCAACGGGGUAUUGUUGAAGCCAGCGGCUGUAACUGCUGGUUCCACCAACCUACGCGAUUCGUCACCCGUGGAUGAAGAUCGUUCUGCCCGCCAAUCACUCAUCUUGCUAUUGGCCAUUUUUCUUGCAAGCCUGUUCGCGAUGCUUUAUGUGUAUGCGAUGUUUCCGCAACUGGACGAAUCGGAGAAACAGUACAUCAAAGUACCGUUCGACAUUGAAGACGCCAAACAGCUGGGCCGAGUCUUGGACCGGUACAAGGAUCUCUACAAUCUCGAAGUCAUGUUUGGUAUCAUACUGGUGUACAUAUUCCUACAAACGUUUGCCAUUCCGGGUUCAUUGUUUUUAUCGAUACUGAGUGGAUUCCUGUACAGCUUCCCGGUCGCGCUCACGCUGGUCUGCUUCUGCUCGGCGCUUGGUGCCACCUUGUGCUAUCUUCUUUCACAACUAGUGGGAAGGCGUUUGGUAAAGUUCUACUUUCCUGAACGGGCCCGUCUAUGGGCAUCUCAAGUGGAUCGUCACCGAGACGACCUGUUAAGCUACAUGCUAUUCUUGCGCAUGACGCCAUUCCUGCCAAAUUGGUUCAUAAACCUGGUGGCUCCCGUAAUCGGCGUACCGUUAUAUCCAUUUGCACUUGGCACUUUUCUCGGCGUGGCACCACCAUCUUUCAUUGCAAUACAGGCUGGCAAAACGCUGUACAAGAUGACCAGCUCAAGCGACGCGUUUAGUUGGGGCUCGAUCGUGAUGCUGGCCUCAUUCUCUAUCGUUGCUCUCGUACCAGCCAUAUUCAAACGCUACUUUAAAACAAAGAUUGGUUAAACACCAAGAUCAACAUUAAACAUUAAGAUCAACAGAACGCUAGAUGUUGGGCAAAGGUUUUCAGUUUCUUUUUGGUUCAUGUAAUAGCUAAGAGAGUAUAAAUAGUGAACACGAUAAGCACUGUGAAUACAACGACGGUCGUUGUUAAUUUAGCCAAAGAAGACAUACGUUUAUCAUUUAGGGAGUUAAGAAGGUUAGUUUGCUAAAUGUUAUUGUUAGCUAAACAAGAAACAUCCUAUCCGGUGUAUGUGUUAAAACAACGCAAUUUGAACUAUAUGUGUUUAUGAAGUAACACAAGGCAUUGAUUGUUUUACGAUACGAAUGACACACACCAUGUAUAAAAUGAAAUAAUGAAAGACACAUCAUUUGCAUGGUAGACAGCUAAGUGUAUGCGUAUGUGUCUAAAACAAUGUAUAAACAGUAAACGUUUAUUCAACAUCGGUGAUACAACUGUAUGUGUGCAUAAUGGCAUCAACAUACUUAUCGUCAAGAUCAAAACAUCAAGAUAUUAGUGCAUAAAUCGCAGCCAGACUGCCAGAAGCGAAAACAAGUGAAGUAAACCGCAGAAUCGCGAAAUAUGAUUCAUUCCACUACAUUAUGUUGCACAAUUUUGUAGUUUCUUUUUCCUCUGUGACGUUGUCCGAAGGUGUUGUCUGAACAUUAUCUAGGUCGCCUGAUAUCUAGGAUCAAUGCACAUUAUGACAACAACAAUCUAACAUCUUUUACGCUAAAUCGAUACUAACGAAUUUGAUUUCUCUAUUUGGAUUCUCUAUACAUGGUGUAAUGCGCUGAAUAAUAUGUUAUAAGAAGCGGGUUAUGCUGAACUGAUUAAACGGGUUAUGCUAACGAUUAAUCCGUUCAAGUCACUGAUUCAAUAUUAGCAAAGUAGAGGCUAAACAUUGUUGGCGCUGUACGAAAGAAGGAAAGUGAAAGGAAAUCAGUUACUGAUGAAAAAUUAGUGAUAAAUAGUAAAAUCAACACACAAAAAUAGACAAAAUUCUUUCAAGAAAAAAAAUAAAAUAUGUGCACCGAAAAAGAUACCGAUGUUGCUACGUUCUAUUCACCCAUUUGGGGAGCAACAGAUGAUAUAAGUAUUAGACAAUUUUAGUUCAAUAUUGGUACUAAUGAAUGCUUACCAUGGAAUUGCACAUAGUGCAUGCCGGGACAAAAUACAUAGUAAAAAAUAUCCUUCCAAAUUACCGGGAAAGUGCAAGGGGAUUGAUUAAACCAACAGGAAUAGGAUUGGCGGAAAGCCUAGUAAGUUCGUGCACAACCGCAAUCAGCGGUGCAAUCCUAUUGUUCCUGUUAUAUUCCUGUAGUUUAUUUUGAUCAGUUACGAAGACGUGGAAGAAAGGGCGAUUUGACUUUAAAAAAUAGCAAAUCAUAGCUAUAUCUUAUCUUUUUGUAUGAGCACCAAAAGAAAUAUACCUUUUUGAAUACGAUUGGUUUCCACAGAAAAGCUCAUGAACCACACCCGUUUCACUACCAAACGCUAAUAGUUUGUUUCAAAUUUUCCUUUAUCGUUUAUUUUAUUCUUCGACAUAAUUUAUUACGAGUAACAUGUAACGGUUGGUCGUAGGUUUUUCCUGUAACGCAUAAAAAUUGUUCUCGGGUUGCGGUUUAUGUCACAACGAAACUGUAUUUUGGUACAUUUGGCGGAUUUCUGUUUUGCUGAAAGGGAUGUCAGAGCCAAUAACACCCUAAACAUCAAAUGCUGAAGUUUUUUCCCUGCAGUUUAAUGCAGAAAUGCUGUUUUUGUCGACAAAGAAUUCCUUAAGAUCCUACUAUGCGCAUAUUGGAGAAAUCAGUUCGGAUCAGUUCGUCAAAAAGAGCCACGUCAAUAGAAAAGACAUACACCAUAAACGUAAAGAUAGGUCUGAAUGUUUAAAGCUAUGUGCGCUUAGUAAUAUCUCGCCAUUUAGGAAUCUGAGUUAUAGACGCCUUUUUAUGUAAGCACCCCUUCAUUCGCUUAAACAGAAACCAUAGUUAAUAAAGGGAAACAAAAAACAAAACACUUGCAUAAAAUAUAUUGCACACAAAAGCAGUAAACCUACUAAAUCGUUCGUUUCGAACAACCGUCUUACUAAUCCGAGGUGAUGUUACUCAUAGACUGCGAGAUUGUUGCAUGUUUCUAUGAAUCACUUACAAAACGUUGUGAAUACUAGGAAACACCUGGAUUAUUUCUUGAUCAUGGUUUGGUUCAUGGUUUUUAGUUUCAUUCUUUUUCGUGUUAAUUCAGGCUUACCAGGCCCAAUAACUUGAAAACGCUUCAACUCAUGCAUGUUUCGGGUGUUGACGUGGUAACUUCAACCGACUGCUAUAUCGUAGUAAUCGUAUAUUAUGCUGACCGAUUGUCAAACUCGCAUUCUUUGAGUGCGUACUGUGCCAUACUGUAAUUCCACAUUUUGGUCGAUCGACACCUUGACUGUAGGAUAUGAGACGUUUAGCUCACAUGCAUCACUGAAAGCGUUGAAUUCUAUUGUAUAAAAAGGAUCAGGAUGAAGUGAGAUGGUCAUUAAGAAAGCGUCAAUUAUUGGACGUGGACUGUAGUUAAAUGAAUGACUGGUUGCUCGUACUUAU
Anopheles bellator is the source of this 4457-nucleotide messenger RNA. RefSeq names its product transmembrane protein 41B (gene stas). NCBI's taxonomy places the organism in Eukaryota, Metazoa, Arthropoda, Insecta, Diptera, Culicidae. Gene Ontology annotation, cellular component: endoplasmic reticulum membrane. Bases 861 to 1877 code for a protein of 338 amino acids. The record is from RefSeq and is a predicted model, not a curated record. The transcript has 4 exons.